GUAUUCCUAAGAACCGUUUGCGUUGGCGCCUGGCUGGAGUGUUUUGGUGGGUCAGCUGCUGCAGCCACGGAGCCGGGCGAACCAUGGGCUACGAGGACCACCCAGACGGGAAGGACUGCUUCCAUAAGAUCACAGUAGCAACGAAGUAUACAGGAUUUCUUGGAUUGGUGGCAUCAACUGUAGAUGUAUUGAUGCUAAGCAAGACUCAAGGAUAUGUGCCUACACUUGGUUGUUAUGUCAAGACCACUGUACCAGCUGCAGCUGCUGGGGCCACUUUUGCUGCAGUGACCUGUGCCUCCACCACCAUGAGGGGCAAAGAUGACAAAAUCAAUUACUUCCUUGGAGGGGCAUCAGCUGGUGGGAUCUAUGGAUUCACAACUCGUUCCUUCAGGGUAGGCAUACCACUGGCGUUUCUAUUGGGUGUAGCAGCCACUGUCUACAAGGACUCAAAGGACAAUGGCUGGGAGCUGAUACCCUGCAGUUACAACCGUGAGAUGGGAAUGAUUGAUCCCAGGAAAUAUGAUUUUACACUAACAAAAGAAAGGUAAUUGCAGAUGGAUUGGUACUGAUAUACUAUCUAUGUUAAUAUUCUAGAAUGUAUAAUGGCUCUAAGUUCACCUCUGUAAAAUGCAAAUUUAUUUUAGCCUUAAAGACACUUGCAAGCCAAGUAUAUUGUGUAAAUAAAAGUAUCCAUCAAAAGAA
Eriocheir sinensis (Chinese mitten crab) is the source of this 702-nucleotide messenger RNA. RefSeq names its product NADH dehydrogenase [ubiquinone] 1 alpha subcomplex subunit 11-like (gene ND-B14.7). Gene Ontology annotation, biological process: mitochondrial respiratory chain complex I assembly. The coding region runs from base 84 to 548 and encodes 154 amino acids. The transcript is spliced from 3 exons. The record is from RefSeq and is a predicted model, not a curated record. NCBI's taxonomy places the organism in Eukaryota, Metazoa, Arthropoda, Malacostraca, Decapoda, Varunidae.